AUGUCCCUGCACGUUCUGGUGCCGCGAAACCCCGUCACUGCUUCUACUUUCCCUGUUGUUCCUUCUACGGAACCCGUCGCUGACCCCGAUGUCGACCCUAUGGAGAAGAUCCUGGAUGAGUUCUCGUUUACUAUGAGGAUGCCAAAAUCCACGCCGGAGGAACGAGCGGCGCGGCUUGCACACUACAACAACUUCCCGUGGAUGCACCCUGGUUAUGCACCCUCCCCCUCUCCCGAGCCUAUUCCUCCUCCCGAGCCUACCCGGCUGCAAACGCCUCCUCCGCCUUCCGCCUCCACCUCCACCUCUACCACCCCCACAGACGCUCGAGGUAACCUCGACAGCGGUACCGCAACCACUCGCAAUUCUCACGACGCCAACAUGCAUCUCGAUGACCAUGUUCUUCGCCCUACUCCACCCCCGGAUCCCCAUCAUCCACCCACAUCCCGCUCCUCUAUCCUUGUCCCUCACGAUCAUCCCUCCCUCGACAACCCUCACCCAAUCUACUCAUUCGCGAAGUGCACAAGUGCUCGUGAGAAGGAAUUUUACGAAGCGAUCUUUCCCUACCUGCAACAUACUGGUCUUGGUCCCCUUUUCGGUGCUCUCACAAGUCGUCUGUAUAUCUAUGAAGAAUUCUGUGGUUUUGCGCCCUGUGGGGAGACUCUCGGUGGCACGGACCAACGACACCCGGAAAUUGGACGAUGGAUUAAGAGCAGACGCCCCACAACAUUCACCCCGAUGUUUGUGCUUCCCGAUUUUGAAGAAUGUUGGUGGGACUGGUGGUGUGCGAUCCAACCAGAGGAUCGUCGGAUUGAGGGGAACCGUCCGUGCUUCGAGGAGAAGAACUCCAUUGAUUGGGAGAGUUUGAACGUUUGGGGACUGAAUGGUAUAGUUCUCAUUGUGGUUGCUCUUUCAUGGUGGGGUUGGGCUCUCAAUAUAGGUGGCACUCCCCGAGAGAGUACGUCUUGGCCGGAUGCUGUUCGGGAUGUGGUUUGGGUCUUGUGGGAGCUCGAGGUGAUGUUGUCGUUGAAGAGAGACUUGGGAGAUAUGGACGAGGAAGGCGAUGGUGAAGAGGAGACGAUUGUUACGCCCCUGUCGCCACGCAGGGGCAAGCGCAAGGCCACCGAUGAUGAUUCUGAGAAGGCGGUUCUGAAGCGUACGAGACGUACCCGCUCUGAAAACGAGAACACCACUCCGUCCCACCCUCCAACCUCUCCUCGCCGGACGCGCUCUCGCCGUGGUUAA
Molecule: messenger RNA, 1242 nt
Organism: Stereum hirsutum FP-91666 SS1
Lineage: Eukaryota; Fungi; Basidiomycota; Agaricomycetes; Russulales; Stereaceae
Exons: 3
Coding region: 1-1242 (413 amino acids)
Source: RefSeq, a predicted model, not a curated record